GUUUUCACUGUGACAACGUGGCUGCGGGUUAGCAAAGCAUGAGCUGAACAGAGAUGGAAGCUGUGUUCCAGGCUCCAAAACGGAGGUCAAAGGUUUAUGAAUCAUUUGAGAGCCCAUUGCCUGUUCCAAUCACCAAAGAAGCUUCCUUGCCUCAGAGCCUCAUAUACAAAGCUGAGGUCAUUAACCAGCAUGUUAUAGUCAGAGAACCUGACCACAUUCAAGCUCUAUAUGGAAAGGGCUAUUUCGGUAAAGGAGUGCUGUCAAGAAGCAGGCCGGAGCACAGUAUUUCGGAUCGGUGGGAAAAUAUUGGUGACAAAUAUUUACCUGUCAUCCCUUUGUCAAAAUACCAAAAACACAUGACAUGGGCACACUCUGCUCUCCUAUCACAGGGUUUAGAUGAAGAGGUUGCCAGUCAGGUACUGCAAAAGCUGACACUUCCAGUUGAACUGAAUCUACGAGGAGAACAUAGUGAAGAACAUGUUGAAGAACAAGUUGGCCAUCAAAAAAGUCCAGAAUUGGCAUCCUUUCAGGCACCAUCUUCAGAUAGCUUAAGUCAGGACCAAUUAAUGGAGGAUGUGGCAGCAGCAGAAGACAUAAACGAUGAAAGAAAGGACUUGGAAUGCCCUGAGGCUAAAAUACCUCGUAGACAAGGAGAUCCUCUGUACGAUCCUCUUGCUGAACUCUAUUCUCAAGAACCUGAGCAGGUGGAUCCAAAUGCACUUGCCAAGGUCAAGUGCAAAAGGCACGAUGACUGGAUCGUUCACUGCGGAUGCCGGCUGGACGAGAGCCAAAUGAUGAGUGUUCUGUUCAAGUCGGGUUCAGAAGGCUUUUAUCCAUCUGCAGCUCGUGGAUAUGUUCUGGUGGAGGAACCCAGUGAAGAAGACAGUGGGGAUCCCAUUCAUGAUAACAUCUCCAAAGUGAGGACAGGCAGGUUGGUUUGCAGAAUCAAUCCUUUUAACAUGAUGGAAUACCUACAGCUCAGUUAUGAAGAGGCUUUCUUUCUGGUUUAUGCAUUGGGCUGCUUAUCAGUUUACUAUGACGGGGAGCCGCUGUCAGUCCUCCAAGUUUGGCAAAUGUUUUGUUCAGUGCAAUCCAAUUUUGAGACCACCUACGCAGCCUAUCACUAUUUCCGCAGUAAAGGAUGGGUGCCCAAGUCUGGGAUUAAAUAUGGGACAGAUUUACUGCUCUAUCGGAAAGGACCACCUUUUUAUCAUGCAAGCUACUCUGUGGUAGUGGAGAGAGUAGACGAGUCAUUUCAAGGUACUCCCCUGAGGCCCUUCAGCUGGAGGUCUUUAGCUGCUCUGAGCAGAACCACCGGUAACGUCUCAAAGGAGCUGAUGCUGUGUUAUGUAAUCAUGCCAUCAGAUAUGAAAACAGAAGAGACUUCCACGCCAGAGUUCCUGAAAAGGGUCAAAGUUCAGGAGCUCAUUGUAAGCAGGUGGAUAUCUUCACGAGAACGAACAGAACAGGAUGAUCUUUAGAGUUUUUGUUCUUGUAUACCAGUAAGUUAUUUAACUAAACAUCUUUGAAUGUUAAUAAACAUUCUGUAUGUAAUUAA
Molecule: messenger RNA, 1558 nt
Organism: Pygocentrus nattereri (red-bellied piranha)
Lineage: Eukaryota; Metazoa; Chordata; Actinopteri; Characiformes; Serrasalmidae
Gene: tsen2
Product: TSEN2 tRNA splicing endonuclease subunit
Exons: 12
Coding region: 54-1481 (475 amino acids)
Biological process (GO): tRNA splicing, via endonucleolytic cleavage and ligation; tRNA-type intron splice site recognition and cleavage
Cellular component (GO): tRNA-intron endonuclease complex
Molecular function (GO): tRNA-intron lyase activity; nucleic acid binding
Source: RefSeq, a predicted model, not a curated record